UCUUUGAUGCAUCCUGUGGUGAGAGGCGUUGAUCCUCUUUUUGGGGUUCUUGAUAAGCAUGCAACGCUGUGAGGCAUUGAGGAAGGAAAGUAGCAUAUGAAAGCAUAUAUGCAUAUGUAUUCUGUGUAUCUAGACUACCCCAACCUGCUGCUACCAUCAAACAAACUUACAAUGCCCUCCAUCGGUCUUUCCUUCUUUUUUCUGGGUGCGGUUGUUGUUUCUGUCACAGCAAUUGAAACAUCAACAGGGAACGGGUUUACCAGAGCUUCCAGUACUGUCAAUCUUUCCCCCAGUGUAACACCCCUCAGCGUCACCACAGCCUCCAGCACCAACAAUGGCAAUGCCAAUGAUACCAUGAACAGCACCAUGGGCAGCAGCACCAUCUUACCCUUCACAACAAUGCAGCAAGGUGGGGCGAGCUCUACAAUCACCACUACCAAAUCUAAUAAGCUAUCCAAAAGCACAACAACCACCAAAACAAUUAAGAACAAAAGAACCACACUUAAGCCAACAAAGUCGACAGCAGUCGACAACACCGGCAUUGUCGUCGUUGUUGUGAUCAUCCUCGUAGCCCUUGGAUUUGGAGUUGCCUGCUUCUUCAUACGAAAAAGAGGAAGGCGUGCCUCGGUCGACUUCACCUCCAGACAGGAUGAAGCCAACAUCCCUCUCAGCACUGUGGAGCCCGAGUUGCCGAUUGAUGCUGUACCUCAGAACGGACUGCAAACCUUUGAAAGUACAGAAAAAGAGCCGCAAGAACCGGAGGCCAAACCUGAAAUACAGGAGGAGCCGAAAGCUGAGGCUGAUACAUCUGUUGUUGAGUCUGCUGUUCCGACGCCAACCCCGGACAGCUCUGAGGACAAGCCCAAAGAGGACGUCGUCGAGCAGAGUCCCCCCGCACCUGUGGAGGAGAAAACUGAUGACGAAGGCGUCGUCUCCAACGAGACCUCUGUCGAGUCGCUGAAGGAGGCGAAUGAGAACAACAGCAACAAUGUUGACUUCAGUCAGACAAGAGACAUGAAGAGGAUCAUCAACUUCUGGGACGUUCCUCUCAAUUGCCCAGUGUGAGACAUUUUGGCGAUCUGCUCCUGUGCCGUUCUUCAGGAACUUGGUCGACCAUUACACCUGGGCAACUCUUCAGGAAGGAGGGACUGUCGGAAAACGCAGACUGAAGAAAAACAGCUGGUGGAGGCUGGUUCUUCCCCUUCCUCUCAUGACUUCUUACCAUCUAGCUUUGGGCAAGAAUUCGAAAAACUUUUAAUUGCAAAGUUGUGAAGAUAACUAUUAGACUUACAUCAUUAAAGGACUGUAGCCUACAUCCUGUUGUACUGUACAUGCAGUUUUGAGGCAGACAAUUGUGUGUGUCACUUUUUUCAUAUGAAGAUGUUGGCAAUGUUCAUGUUCUGACAUGAACUUAAAGGAUUUUACAGUUGGCUACAGUAUGGAUGGAGAAAUGUUGUUGGUACAGGGAUUACAAAAAAAUUAUAAUUCUGUGUGAGUGUGCAACUAUAUAUUUGUUCUUACAUACAAGGUAAUAUAAAACUAUGCACUUGCAGUUUAAAGCAACACAGCACUUCAUGUUGUGUUAGUGUUGAAAGCAUAAUAAUGUUAUUCAGCAUUAGGAGAAAAGGAUUGGUAAGACCACCGUGGGCGUAGUUUUCUUCAGCAUACUUAUUGUGUAAAUGUGAAGUAAAUAAGAGCUGGUAAGUUAUAUCCAAGAGGAAUGCUCAAUAAUUUGAUAAUCACUAGUUUCAUGAAUAAAAGCAUCACCUCAUA
This is a messenger RNA of Cyclopterus lumpus (lumpfish), 1773 nucleotides long. RefSeq lists its product as uncharacterized. The record is from RefSeq and is a predicted model, not a curated record. Lineage: Eukaryota; Metazoa; Chordata; Actinopteri; Perciformes; Cyclopteridae. The transcript has 10 exons. The coding region runs from base 97 to 1065 and encodes 322 amino acids.